CGUUGAACGCGGUUGAAGCAUCGGCUUUACAGAAGGCACAAGACGAACGUCGUAGGUUGUCCGACUCUCAUAGAAACCCGCCAAAGCGACACGGUGAUAUUUUACAAAGAGAACAUAAGGGAUCAACAAAUAGGGUUAGCGAAAUGAUAAAGUCUCUCGCUAAUCUAACGAAUAAAAAUAAAGCGAAGUAAAGUUAAGUUAAAUGGAGGCAAGACCCCAGGGCCGCAUCAAAGAUUUUAUUAACUUAUCUGGAUCGGAACAGCUAACCUUGUCGUCUCGUGGAUAUAAAAUAAUAAAGAAAAUAAAUGAGGGAUCUUACGCAAAGGUUUAUCUAGCCGAAUACAAGAACGCCAAUAAAAAGAACAGGGUUACGAUAUUAGCUUGUAAAGUAAUCGAUACUAACACGGCUCCAAAGGAUUUUGUAAAAAAGUUUCUCCCGAGAGAAAUCGAAAUGUUAAUUAAGUUGAAUCAUCCCCACCUAGUUCAUACACACAGCAUAUUUCAACGAAGAUAUAAAUAUUUCAUAUUCAUGCGUUACAUGGAGAACGGAGAUUUGUUAGAGCAUAUUUUACAAAAGGGCGCGGUACCCGAAGAUCAAGCCAGGAUAUGGACGAGACAGUUGGCGCUUGCUAUUCAAUACAUGCACGAAAUGGAGAUCGCGCAUCGUGAUAUCAAGUGCGAGAACGUUUUGCUGACGGCCAAUCAGAACGCCAAACUGUCUGACUUUGGUUUUUCUCGCAUGUGUGUAGAUCUUGACUGCAGAGAUAUUUCCAGCGAAACAUUUUGCGGGUCGUUGUCGUACACUGCGCCUGAGAUUCUACAAGGAUCUCCGUACUAUCCUAAACCAACCGAUAUUUGGUCUCUAGGCAUCGUUGUUUACGUAAUGCUAAAUAGGGCAAUGCCCUUCGAAGAGAAACAUAUUAAGCAAUUGUACCAAUCGCAAGUGAAUAAAAACUGGCGAUUUAGGAGCCGCUACAUCGACUCCAUCUCUGAGAACUGCAAGAGGCUAUUGCGUUCGAUGUUGGACCCAAAUUACAGAAACAGGAUUAAAAUUGAUGAAAUAAUCAACAGUGAAUGGAUCGCAAUGGACGGGAGGCUUUUGGAAUGGACUCCCCAGGAAACACAAGCGUACAAAAAAGCGCGAGAAGAAAAAGUUAUGCUCUUGCAAAAGAAAGACGUGAUAGAAGAAAUUAAAGCAGAAAAAGAGACGUGCCAUCCAGACAAAUCUAUUGUAAGAUCUACGUAUGAUUUAUCAGGGUCUACGUCAUCGUGAUGUACCUACAAUCGAAUACAUUAAAAAAGGUAUUUAAGGCAACGCAUAUGGUCGAUGAUUCACGUCAUACAGUGAUGGCCUGCAAAGUGAUAGAUACGGCACAAGCCCCGCGGGACUACUUGACGAAAUUCUUGCCACGAGAGUUGGACGUGUUGAUACGCGUCAACCAUCCCCAC
Molecule: messenger RNA, 1449 nt
Organism: Leptidea sinapis
Lineage: Eukaryota; Metazoa; Arthropoda; Insecta; Lepidoptera; Pieridae
Product: testis-specific serine/threonine-protein kinase 6-like
Exons: 6
Coding region: 203-1273 (356 amino acids)
Biological process (GO): intracellular signal transduction; microtubule cytoskeleton organization; protein phosphorylation
Cellular component (GO): cytoplasm
Molecular function (GO): protein serine/threonine kinase activity; ATP binding; tau-protein kinase activity
Source: RefSeq, a predicted model, not a curated record